Brassica napus (rape) is the source of this 1819-nucleotide messenger RNA. Its product is annotated as beta-glucosidase 3. The record is from RefSeq and is a predicted model, not a curated record. The coding region runs from base 188 to 1714 and encodes 508 amino acids. Gene Ontology annotation, molecular function: beta-glucosidase activity. Gene Ontology annotation, biological process: carbohydrate metabolic process. The transcript is spliced from 13 exons. Lineage: Eukaryota; Viridiplantae; Streptophyta; Magnoliopsida; Brassicales; Brassicaceae.
GUUUUUCUGUUCAACUGAAUUUAGACUACACGGCGGUUUUAGAGUUACUUAAGGUUGAAACACUUGUCAUGUGCUUUUUCUCUUCUUAGUCCACGCUGGCUUACAGACGACAAGUGUUUUAGUUCUUGUCACACAAAAACAGAGUGAUGAAGCGAACAGAGAGAUAGAGAAAGAGAGAAGUAAUGAAAUGAAAGGGGUUUUGUCACUGAUUAGCAUUUUUCUGGUUCUCGCUUUGUCUGGGAGAUGCAGUGAUGUAUACAGCAGGAAUGAUUUCCCCAAGGGUUUCUCUUUCGGCUCCGCCACUUCUGCUUAUCAGUGGGAAGGAGCUGCUGGUGAAGAUGGCAAACAGCCUAGCGUCUGGGAUACUUUUCUUCACUCUCGUAACUUGGAUAAUGGAGACAUAGCAUGUGAUGGGUAUCACAAGUACAAGGAAGAUGUGCAACUGAUGGUGGAAACUGGCUUAGAAGCCUUCAGAUUCUCAAUCUCUUGGUCUAGGCUUAUACCGAAUGGAAGAGGUCCUGUUAACCCAAAGGGUCUUCAGUUCUACAAGAACUUCAUCCGAGAACUUGUAACAUAUGGAAUUGAACCACAUGUUACAUUGUUCCACUACGAUCAUCCUCAGUAUCUUGAGGAUGAAUAUGGAGGAUGGAUCAAUAGUAGAAUCAUCCAAGACUUUACUGCUUAUGCAGAUGUUUGCUUCAGAGAGUUUGGGAAUCACGUCAAAUUCUGGACCACUAUAAACGAGGCUAAUAUAUUCACUAUUGGAGGCUACAAUGAUGGUGUUACACCGCCUGGUCGUUGCUCCUCAUCACCGGGAAGAAACUGCUCAUCAGGGAACUCUUCCACUGAACAAUAUAUCGUAGGUCAUAACUUGCUUCUUGCACACGCCUCUGCUUCAAGACUAUAUAAGCAAAAGUAUAAGGAUAUGCAAGGAGGUUGCGUAGGGUUUAGCAUAUAUACAAUAGGGUUUACUCCUUCUACAAGCUCCAAGGAUGAUGAGAUUGCAGUUCAAAGAGCCAAAGAUUUCUUCUUCGGCUGGAUGCUUGGGCCUCUUAUAUUUGGAGACUAUCCUGAUGAAAUGAAAAGAACCGUUGGAUCAAGACUACCAGUUUUCUCUUUGGAAGAAUCAGAACAAGUUAAAGGCUCAUCUGACUUCAUAGGAAUAAUUCACUACCUUGCGGCUUCUGUCACAAGCAUUAAGUUCAAACCUUCUCUUUCAGGACAUCCGGAUUUUUACUCAGACAUUGGCGCAUCUAUGACUUACCUUGGGAAUUUUUCGGCUUUUGAGUAUGCUGUUUCUCCAUGGGCUAUGGAAGGUGUCUUGGAGUAUUUAAAGCAGAGCUAUGGGAAUCCUCCUGUCUACAUUCUUGAGAAUGGUAGACCGCUGAAGCAAGACCUGCAGCUGCAACAGGAGGAUAUACCGAGGAUUGACUAUUUACAUGCUUACAUUGGUGCUGUGCUUAAAUCCAUUAGGAAUGGAUCAGACACGAGAGGCUACUUUGUAUGGUCAUUUAUGGAUUUAUACGAGUUACUGAGAGGAUACGAGUUUAGUUUUGGACUAUACUCUGUCAAUUUCAGCGACCCUUAUCGCAAUAGAUCUCCUAAACUCUCUGCUUACUGGUACACGUCUUUUCUCAAGGGAAACACCACUUUUCUUGGUUAUCAAGCUACCAUGCGAUUGCAGAGUAACUUUUUUUCUUCAGUUUCGUCGUAGUAGUAAAUUUGUACUUACAUCUUUUGAUGAAUCUUGUCCCGUUAUGAGAGUUGUGCCGAAUACAUUUGUCCUCUUUAAGCUUUUCUAUAUCCCCUAUAUAUUAAA